ACGAGAUUGCAUCCGCGUUAGUGGCGCCGCUACUAGCGGGACAGCCAAUCACGCUGCUCGUGCUGACCGACGGGUGUUUCCACCCUUCCGCGCAAGCCAAACUCGCUGCUACAGCUACAGCUGCUACAGCUGCUACUGCUGCUACAGCUGAACACUCUACCAGCCGCCGUACAUACGCUCCAUCGCGGGAGGGUCGUAGCCUAUCAGAAGCGGCAAAGGACGAGCGGCCCAUGGGGCACGAGGAUGACGUGGACGACGAGGAUAAGAUCAGUGACGUGGCAGGAAAGGGUGACGUGGCAGGAACCAGAGAAGUAGCGGAUUUCCUGUCGGAGCAUCUGAUGUCGGGCGCGCAUUGCCACGAGGCGAUGAGAGCGGCCAAGGGAAGCUGGAAG
Closterium sp. Naga37s-1 is the source of this 392-nucleotide messenger RNA. NCBI's taxonomy places the organism in Eukaryota, Viridiplantae, Streptophyta, Zygnematophyceae, Desmidiales, Closteriaceae. The record is from the annotation of a GenBank genome assembly.